AGUUCUGGCUCAGGCCGUCCGUUUCCGGCCGCUUGGGGUUAGCGUGUAAACCUUGCGUUUCCGCGGCUUAGGCAGCAUUUGGGCUGAACGUCCAAAGGUGCUGGUGCUUUAGCCUCAGAGCUUCUCCUUCAGAGUACUCGGCAUGCUCUCGGCGGUGUGCAGAGCCCGUCGUGGAGCCAAGGAGUUCCGCAGAGGUGCGCCUGGCAACUUUGCGACGGUUUCUGGUGCAGGAUCGUCGAAACUGCGGCUCGUGUUCGGAGCGGGCGGCUUUCCAAAAGACGAGGGCCACCGGGGCGAGGACGCCUGGUUCGCCUCGCACGCCGAGAGCGCCUUCGGCGUCGCCGACGGGGCGGGCUCCUGGGCCCGGCACGGCGUGGACGCGGGGCGCUUCGCCCGGGAGCUGCUGCGGGGCGUGCGCGCGGGGGUGGCCCGGAGCGCGCGGGGCAUGCUGAAGCCGAGCCUGGAGGUGGCGCUGCAAACGGCCCGCCAAGAGAUUCUCGCGGAGAGCAUCCAAGGAAGCUGCACGGUGCUUCUGGGACAACUUCAUGGCAAUACACUUUCAGUGCUCAACUUGGGAGAUAGCGGGCUCUUGGUGUUGCGGCCCAUGCAGGAGCUAUCAGAAUUUCUAGGCGGGCAGACCAUGACGGUGAUGCGGCAGCUUUACAGAACAACUUCCAUCAGACACCGCGCUAAUUUACCUGCGCAGAUCAGCUCUGAGGACGAGGAAGGCGAAGACCUAUCGAUGCUCGAUUUCGUGACAGUCCGGCUUCAACGUGGAGACCUACUAAUUGCAGGCAGUGACGGUCUUUUCGAUAAUGUUUCGCUGCCUUCAAUUGCGAAGAUUGCGUUAGACCAUUAUGAGACAGGGUCAGCUGCAAAGGGGCCUCAGGCUGUUGCCAGACUCGCCAAGACACUUGUGACUGUUGCAGCUGCGGCGGCGAGAGAUUCGGACAUCAUCUGGCAUGCUGUCAGUGAACACGCGAGCAGUCCAGAUAGCAUUGUGGGCGGAAAGCUUGACGAUGUUGCUGUCGUGGUCGCCCAAGUGGAGGAGUGGUCUGCCGCAUCUCCUGGAGGUGUGCUGGGGAAUUUCGACGACGAGACCGUGAUCAAAUCCGCUACUGCUUCUCAGGCGUUCGCCUCGGGUGUGACACGCGGGGUCGGCGGCGCAGGCUCCGCUUGGAGACCCUUGCCCAGCCGGCCUUUUUCAGGGGCUCGUGCCGUGACGACCUACCCAGUAAGCAUGCUGGAGAGCACGGUUCCCUUAACAUGCCCGCGGCGAUCCGUGAGCAGUUUGCCUCUAGCCACUUCGGCAGCAUUCUCGAGCUCAAGAAUUUCACCAGCGGCUGCAGCAACCUGCACAGCUUCCUCGUGCAGCCAGCAACGCCCAACACGCCCGACGACUCCGACCGGUGCAGGAGUUGAAGUAGAGGUCCAAGGCCCUCCUCGCGCCAGAGCCCUCGAAGGAUUGCAUCUAACGCUCGGCGUGUCUUUGGGACCAGGUGUGCUGCCAAGCAGCUGGCGGGUGGUGCGAGAGCUGGGGCGUGGCUCGUACGCAACCGCCUGGGAGCUGCAGUCGACAUGCCACGGUGAGAAUCGUGCCGUCUUAAAGAUAUUCGAUCAAGACCCCAUGGUCCGGUGUCUCUUUGGUUCCAGAUGCUUCGAUGAAGUCGAGGCGCAGUUCUCCAGAGAAAGCAGGGCGCUACUUCGCCUCCAUCAAGGCCCCGUGCACGAGGGCCGUCACCAUGUGAUUCAACUGCUUUCCGCUGCGCCGAGCGUGGACGACAGCUGGGCAUCAUCAAAAGCCUUGGUGAGAGGGCGCCUGUUGAGGGCGUUGGUCCAAGAGUACGCUGGAGCCACGAUGGACAGCUUCCCUGCCGCCGAGUUCCGCGUUGCGCAGUGCGUAGCCAUGGCAGAUCAGAUGCGCAAGGCGGUCGCGUACUUGCGGCCACUGGGUAUCGUCCAUGCGGACAUUUCGCUGGCCAACUGCGCGUUGGACGGGUCGGGUCGCGCUCGCCUCAUCGAUUUUGGGAACUCCCUGGUCCUGGAGGAGUGGCCCGCCAGGAGUGCCGCGGCCGGCCACUGCGCGCGGCUCGAGCGGCUGCGGAUGCGAUACGUGCACCACCCGCGGUUUCCUCCGGCAGAGCGGUACAGUUAUCCUUUGUCGGUGGCUCGCAUGAUCAGCGACAUCGAGCGGCCGCGCCAUAUCAAUGUGUACUCGGAGUGGUGCGAUCCUGAUCUUUUCCCAGGCAACCUGGCAGCAGCACCGCCAGAGGUACUACGCGGGCUGCUCCUGCCCGGACUCAGCGACGUGUACAGCGUGGGUGUGCUCUUGUGGCAGCUGCUCACUAUUGAGGAGACCCCUUUUGAAAUAGACAUGGUGGCAGAUCGAAUCCGUUUCAAAGGUUGGGACAAUUUCUAUUCUUUGCCGCUGGUCACCCGUGUAGCUUUCCUAGUGGACCGUUUGGCUGCGAAUUUACGACCGCAUUUGCGAUCUGAGCUCUCCCGCAGUGACCUACAAAAGCUUGGAACGUGGUUUGGAGAUGCUCUGGCAGAAGCUCCAGAGGACAGAGUACGAGCAGCAGAUGCUGGACCCCUUGACCGUCAGGCCGAUUAGGACAAACUCCAACCAGCUCUACUGAUCUAGCCGUUCUAUCACCUGCGUAUGUUCUUUGUCCCAUUCUUGUUUCGCGUCGCAAACUCAUCGUUUGAUCAUCCGAAUGCAGGUUUGCGAGCAGAGGGAGGCACGCGUCCCGUAUUUGAGUUAAUUUUGGAAGCUGGGAUGCAGUGCACCAGAGCUGCAAGGCCAUACAAGUCAACAUUAUUGCCUUCGCGAACUAGGGUUUGUCUCGGCUUGCCUCGUCCGAUCUUGCCUCGGCUUACCUCAGCUCGGAACUUUCGGGCAAAGUGGCGCUGGGGGCCGCUGCCGUAUAAGCGCGCUGCCAGCGCCUCGGGAGACCGGGCCACCAGGUAUCGCGCCGCAAGGGCUCUUGGAUCCAAGGGCCGCCCGCAGAUCUUGCAGAGGCAUGGGUCACGCCGCUGGAACGGGAUUCAAUCGGCUAUCAGGAGUCGUUGGAUGGUGUGGCGUGCCAGGAGUCGGUGGAGGGUUUGGCGUGCAAUUGCUUGCUUUCCGUAUGUCGCAAGGCGGCCAUUUGGAGCGGAGUCUGCUAGCCUAUACAUGCGAAUGCGCGAUCGGCUUUCGACACGGAGUUGCAAGGGCUAAUGGCCGGCUUACUAAUCCUUCAGAAGAGCCUCAGUAAGUGAGUGCACCACCCGCGGUGUUCACAUGUCAUCUCAUUGUGACAACCUGACCAAGGGCGCUGGACCUCACAAAAGACAGAGACGCACACAGGGAGGGUCCCCGCCCUCCAGGUUCUCUGUGGAUCUCUCUGGAAGCGCGCACCCAGCCACAGCGGCCAAGAGUCCGAGGCCGCCAUCCUUCUUCGGAGCCGCGGGCGGCACAGAUCGCGACGCUGGGUGUUCGAGGACAGAGCUGCGGGACCCUGAGUGCAAGCGCUCGUUCCAGAGGUCGGUGCUGCCAUUCAGCGCGGGUUUGUCCAGGCUGCACUCGAGAAGACGCCCUGAGGAAGUAGCUGUCUGCCGUGGCGUUUGCUGCGGAGAGUCCCCUCCUCAGGCGUUCUUUAGGCCACCCGCAGCCCGAACCGCUGCCCAGUGGAGAAACAGAGGUAGAAGUUCAGCUCAUAUCAGUGCAAAUGGGUCCC
Molecule: messenger RNA, 3719 nt
Organism: Prorocentrum cordatum
Lineage: Eukaryota; Dinophyceae; Prorocentrales; Prorocentraceae
Source: the annotation of a GenBank genome assembly